This is a messenger RNA of Pieris macdunnoughi, 1212 nucleotides long. The record is from the annotation of a GenBank genome assembly. NCBI's taxonomy places the organism in Eukaryota, Metazoa, Arthropoda, Insecta, Lepidoptera, Pieridae.
AUGUCUCAAACUUCAGAAAAGCCGGUGGCAAAUCAAGACAUAUCAGAUCCCACGGGCCCAGCUGCUCGAAAAGGUGUUCUGGUGUCUUUUCGAACAGGAAAGACGAUGGAAAUACCAGAAAAGGAUAUAUUAGGAAGAUGCCGCUUUGUUGGAGAAUUUGAAAAACUGAAUCGCAUUGGUGAAGGAACUUAUGGCAUAGUGUAUCGCGCCAAGGAUAAAGUUAGUGGAAAUAUUGUUGCAUUGAAGAAGGUCAGAAUGGAUGUUGAAAAAGAUGGAUUGCCACUUAGUGGUCUUAGAGAAAUACAAGUAUUAAUGGCAUGCCACCAUGAAAAUGUGGUACAACUAAAGGAGGUGCUGGUAGGACGAUCCCUUGAGAGUAUCUUUCUCUCAAUGGAAUAUUGUGAGCAGGAUUUGGCGUCUCUACUUGAUAAUAUGUCAUCUCCAUUUACUGAAUCCCAAGUUAAAUGUCUUAUGUUGCAAGUGUUAAAGGGAUUGAAAUACUUACACUCCAAUUUCAUAGUGCACAGAGAUUUGAAGGUAUCAAACCUAUUGCUUACUGAUAAAGGUUGUGUAAAAAUAGCUGACUUUGGCCUAGCUCGUUGGUUAGGUGCCCCAGCCAGAUGUGCAACGCCUCGAGUUGUUACCUUGUGGUAUCGUGCUCCUGAGUUACUCCUACAAUCACCCAAACAGACCCCCGCUUUGGACAUGUGGGCAGCUGGUUGUAUUUUGGGUGAAUUGUUGGCUAACAAACCCUUAUUGCCGGGCAGAAGUGAAAUAGAACAACUUGAGUUGAUUGUUGAUUUGCUUGGGACUCCUUCGGACGCAAUUUGGCCAGAAUUCAGUUCAUUACCGGCUUUACAAAACUUUACACUGAAGCAGCAGCCUUACAACAACCUAAAGCAGCGAUUCCCUUGGCUGUCGGCUGCAGGCCUGCGACUUCUUAACUUCCUCUUCAUGUAUGACCCAAAGAAGCGAGCAACUGCCGAAGAAUGUCUCCAAAGUUCAUACUUCAAAGAACAGCCAUUACCCUGUGAUCCGAAGUUGAUGCCUAGCUUCCCUCAACACAGGAAUAUGAAAGGCCAAAAGGGAACAUCCAAUCAACUGAACAUACCCUUAUCCAACCUAAACACUGGUGCCAACGAUCAGACAAACAAUCUCCCGGCUAUUUCUGAUCUCUUAGGAUCUUUGGUCAAAAAACGGCGGCUAGAUUAA